Messenger RNA from Daldinia loculata, 852 nucleotides. RefSeq lists its product as uncharacterized. NCBI's taxonomy places the organism in Eukaryota, Fungi, Ascomycota, Sordariomycetes, Xylariales, Hypoxylaceae. The transcript has 5 exons. The record is from RefSeq and is a predicted model, not a curated record. Gene Ontology annotation, cellular component: membrane. Bases 311 to 772 code for a protein of 153 amino acids.
GUAAUCUACACUUGAAUCUUGUUUAAGCCAGCAAAGGAGCCUGGUCAUAACACUAAAACCCGAAUCAUUCGUCAUCUUAACUUGAAUCAUCUCGGCGAGGUGGAGCACGGGGUAAUCCGGCUACUACUAUGUUAGCCAACUACCUAAACACGACAAAAAGUCCUCCUAGUCGGGUUAAGUGAUUAAUAUCCUUGCUUAAGCUCCACUAAAGUAGACCAUUUUAACUUCUAAUGAGACUGGGAGAUCGCAUUGCUGAUGUCGAAUCCCCCGGUAACUUGAAAGUAAUCCGAAAAGCAAUUUAAUUGUAACAAUGUCUUCGUAUCUCGGCCUCGAAAAGAAUAUUUCUUACUUCACUAUCCCGGCGGCGGUCAUUUUGGCCCUGCUGCCGCGAGUGUACUCGGGUCUCACGGGACCGGGUAAGAAGUUCUUCGACCCUAACAAUCCACGUUCAUUCACGUCGAAACUUGAGUCCGCCGAACUUGACAAGAAAUUAAAAGGCCGGCUGCAGCGCGCCGAAUCAGCGGGGGCCAAUGCCUUUGAAAAUCUCGGCGUCUACGCCGCAGCCGUGACAGCCGGCAAUGCCGCCAGCCUCCCUGUAGAGACACUAAACAAUCUGACCUUGGGUUAUUUGGCGGCUCGUGUUCUCUACACGUGGAUUUACAUUUGGGGGCAGGAGAACCGAAGGAUCACUCCCUUCAGGACGGUAGUCUGGGGAAUCGCCAUGAGUUGCUGCAUGGCCUUAUUCUCCCUUGCCGGGAUCCGGGGUCUAUGACCGGGCUAUGUCUAGGCGUUGCCUCACAUUAAUACAGUUAAACUACUAGUCUAUUGUAAUGUGAACUUUUAGAUCUUCAA